Messenger RNA from Centropristis striata (black sea bass), 3396 nucleotides. RefSeq names its product ubiquitin-conjugating enzyme E2D 4 (putative) (gene ube2d4). Gene Ontology annotation, biological process: ubiquitin-dependent protein catabolic process; protein polyubiquitination. Bases 264 to 707 code for a protein of 147 amino acids. Gene Ontology annotation, cellular component: nucleus. The record is from RefSeq and is a predicted model, not a curated record. Lineage: Eukaryota; Metazoa; Chordata; Actinopteri; Perciformes; Serranidae. The transcript is spliced from 7 exons. Gene Ontology annotation, molecular function: ubiquitin conjugating enzyme activity.
GAGAGGAGCAACGAGAUGAGAGGAGAGACAGCAAAAUAUCUCGGUUGCCCUGUUGCAAGCGAACGAAAGAUCAAGAUUUAAUACACAAUUUGUCGCUUAGAUUGAACUAGAAACCAUAAGCCCCAAGCCUGCUAUAUGUCAGACGCGAUUUUCCAGUUAAUACGUUUAAGUGAGAUUUGGUAGUACGCGGCCACAGAAGCCAAAUUGUAUGUGUGAAGUGCUAACUGUUAGCUGACAGGCUACAUAGCAUAGCCAUUGAUGCAAUGGCGUUGAAAAGAAUUCAGAAGGAGCUGUCAGACCUGCAGAGGGACCCUCCUGCUCAGUGCUCCGCUGGACCAGUUGGAGAUGAUUUGUUUCAUUGGCAGGCAACAAUAAUGGGUCCGAGUGACAGCCCAUAUCAGAGUGGAGUGUUUUUCCUCACCAUUCACUUCCCAACAGAUUACCCCUUCAAACCACCCAAAGUUGCAUUCACAACAAAAAUUUACCACCCUAAUAUCAACAGCAAUGGAAGUAUUUGUCUGGAUAUACUGAGAUCACAAUGGUCACCUGCACUUACAGUAUCAAAAGUAUUAUUGUCUAUCUGCUCUCUUCUUUGUGAUCCAAACCCGGAUGACCCACUGGUACCAGAGAUCGCCCAUACAUACAAGGCUGACAGGGAAAAGUACAACAAAUCAGCAAGAGAAUGGACACACAAGUAUGCAAUGUGAGAAUGCCAGGGAGAUCAAAAUACAAAUGAGAACAAAAGAAACAUGUUUGAUUUGUAACUUGAGGCAGAUGAGCAACAGAGGAAAAAAACCUAGACAACAGCCCAUCUUUUGGAGGAGGAAGUGAUACAAUGAGGUACAGGUCCACCUGGCUUUCCAUGUGCUGAGCUGCUACCAUGUGCUGUCCUUCAUGACUUGUAUGGAUCUGCUGAGCAGGAUCUGACUGGCUCCUUAAAGCACUCCCAUAUGGAAUAGCGGAAACUCUUCACAGUCCAUACCGCCACACUCAGACUUUAAACUGUUACUCCUGCUAUUGUGAUUAUCACUAUCAUCAUCGCUAUUCAUACGCAUCAUUUUCACUGUCAAUGAUUCAUAUCGUUGUGCUACUCGGAAGCAAAAUGUUUGAUUUAUUUAGGAGAUUGGCUCUCCCUUUAUUUCAGAGGUACUGUCUGUGUCCCACUGGAUGUCUUGUUAGUACUGUAUUUCCAUGUAUUUAGUGGCCUUUCUGUGUUAUUAUUAUUUUCGGUACAUGUGCAAUUGAGGCAGAAUGUUCCCUGUUCAACACAAAAUGGUGCCGUGCCAUUACCAGCAGCUGAUCUGUUGGCACAUACUGUCUCUACCCCCAAACAAUGUGAAAGAUGUAAAGGAUUGGUCUCUUAUCACUCACUGCAUUUCAGACUACAACAGUAUUAAGCGGUUUUGAGGACACUGGAGAGCUGCUGUUAAGAGCUAGCUGGCCCUGGCCUCGAUGUUGUGGGGCUCCAUAGGGCGAAUGUCAAUUAAAAUUUUUCUCACACAUGCUGUCAUUGCCCUUACAUCCUGUAUGAGUAACCACCCCAUGGCUGGUGUCCAUAGUGCACAAAAUACUACUGUUGUUUGACUUCUUACUUGUUGUGUAGCUAUGACCAUAGCUACUCUUUGGCAUAUAGCUGAGCUGUGUGCCACCUCCUCAGUACAGUUACUCAGGUAUCUAACCAAAUCAUCAGCCUUUACAUGCAGUGACCACAUGGUGAGAAAAAUGACCAGGUCCCAUUUCAUCAGGCUUCUAAAGAUUGUACUGAUCCAAGUUCACUGGUUUGUUCACAUAAUAGAAAACACUCACGCUUCCUGAAAAUCAAUGACUGAUCAGCACACCUGAAGGUCUUUAUGCACAUAGGCCCUGAUGGACUGUGUUGCAAAAAAAUAAAUUAAAAAAAAUGCUCCUCCAGAAGUACUGUCAUUUUGUCACAGAGAGGAUUUUUUUCAUUAUCCCUCUCCAGUUCUUUUUUUCACCAUCUACAUUUAUUAAAAAAAACUUGGAUGUGAACAGCUUUUAAACGAUGCUGUUAAACAUGUACAUGCUUCUGUUUUUCUGAAAUAUAAUGGCCUAAGGCUGGUGUCACUUAUACUCAAAAUGGGAACUUAAAACAAACUUGAUAUUUUUCAUUUCAAGUCAUAGCAUGUUGUUACUUGAGGUGAAUGAAUACAGUGUCCAUGACAAUUUCAUCUGCUUUAAACAUCAAGUGAUGUGAAGUUUGUCAGCAUUUUUCUUUAUGUCCAUAUUCAAGUCUGCAAAGGUUUGUUUUGGGAUUAAUAAUCCACACUGAAAGUAAAACAGUUUGUCUCGGUGAUUCGUUUGUGACCUUUUGUAUUGUAUCUUUGAAAGCUUUAGUGAUAGGCAAUUUUUUUCUUCUUCAUGUCACCAGAAUUGAACAAGAUUGUGAUGUGUCAUAAUGUAAUAUUGGUUUUCAUAUAAUCCAUUGUAACUGUGGGAUAAAGUAGUUAGGAAAUGCUAUGAUUUUGUUUUUCUUUAGUCAUGGCUCAUAAUGUGCUGAUGCUGCCAAUAUAAAGGGAACUAUUUGAUAUUAUAAAGGGGAAUAAAUUUAGCUUUUGAGGAAUUAUUGAGUGGAUUUAUCUGAAAGGAUCCAUACUAAAGCAUGAUUAUUUUAGAGGCUUUGGUUGUAGUAUUAACACAAUGGUUUAGGCGCCAAAUAUAGAUUUUAUUCAUGUUAGCUGCUGUAGAAACAACUAUCAAAACAAUUGUCCUAAAACACAGUAUACACUAAAAGGUUUUGGAAAUAUAUCCUCUAAAUACUUUGAAAGUCUUUUGCCAGACCACAAUUGAAAAUGACAUGUGUAAUAGUGCUACUUCAAACUUUGUGUGCGUUGUUUGUUCAUCAGGCUAUUUAUUUAUUUGAAAGCAGAGUAUCUUCCAACUGUACUAUUGAAUGCAGCCUCAAUUCAUCAUGUGAGUGGUGCGACAUUGACUUCCUUUGUCCAGUGUGCUCAAUAGAGUUUAUAUAGGCAGCUUGGCAUGCUUUGCACUCUGGAGAACCUUCUCACAGCCAUUUGCCAGAUAUCAGGGAUUUCGUUACAAUUCAUCUGCCUAACACCUCUGACUAAAAAUUUAGCCUUAACCCUCAUUUUGUAUAUAUAGAUAUAACAUUGUCAUAAACUGUAAAUUUGCUAUCAGGGCUGUAUCCCCCAAAUGGGUGAUUCAUUUCAUCCAUAACCAUGGAAACCUGCUUGAACAGUACCAAUAUUUUUUGUUGAAAUUUUUAAGCCUGGCUUUCUCUGAAUGCAGGACCAGCCUUCAUGCAUCCUAAAAUUUGGAAUAUGUGUGCUUGAGAUACCAUGAGCGUCCACUCACAUAGCCUACACAAUAUAACUAUUGACCCUGUCAUAACAUAUGAAUAAAGCUCAUCUUGGUUUA